This is a messenger RNA of Prosopis cineraria, 1978 nucleotides long. Its product is annotated as beta-ketoacyl-[acyl-carrier-protein] synthase III, chloroplastic. Bases 499 to 1713 code for a protein of 404 amino acids. The record is from RefSeq and is a predicted model, not a curated record. NCBI's taxonomy places the organism in Eukaryota, Viridiplantae, Streptophyta, Magnoliopsida, Fabales, Fabaceae. Gene Ontology annotation, molecular function: 3-oxoacyl-[acyl-carrier-protein] synthase activity. The transcript has 9 exons. Gene Ontology annotation, cellular component: chloroplast. Gene Ontology annotation, biological process: fatty acid biosynthetic process.
CAAGGCCAACUUUCAACUCCCAUCAAUGAAUGGUAUGCGAUUUUGGUUGGGACCUCGAACCUAACGAAGAAGCCUUCUAUAGCUACAAAACCACAUUUUGCUUCUUCGUUGAUAAAUUAUGUCCCUUUUUUAUAAUAAUACACCCAGAUCUAGGAAUUGCAGAAGCAUCGCUUCGAUUUUUGCUGUAUUACUCUGAGGCGAAUUUACUCAGGGUGAAGCAAUUAGCAAGGUUUAUGUUUAGCUUUGGAGUUUCCUAACAGAUUGGAUUGACUUAAUUGCUUCUUUCUCUUUCUUCUUUGGAGCCUCCGAAGAUUGUUAUUGCGUUAAAAGGGCCUCGACGCUGUUGGUUUUCUCCCUCUGUCUUCUUACCUAUGGGCUUUGUACACUCUGUCCAUCACAUUAAUAAUACUCUUUCGCAUAUAAUCUGAAAGAUUUUUUCUUCUUCGUCUAAUACUUUUCUUGUAUCGGAUUCUUCCUUGGUUUUGAGUAUUGGUGUAAAUGGCCAAUGCAUCUGGGUUCUUUACGGCUUCAGUUCCUAACCUGAGUGGGAGGGCUCAGCCUGCCAUAGCCGUUAAUCAAUUUGGGGAUUUCUCUUUUCAACGAAUCUCGAAGCAAGUGUUCUGCCUUAGUGCCGUAGAAGGCGCUGAAAGGCAUGCUUCAAGUGCUUCAAAGCCUUCGGAAGCUCGGAUACCCAGGCUUGUCAGUAAAGGCUGCAAGUUAGUUGGAUGUGGUUCUGCUGUGCCAGCUCUUCAAAUUUCCAAUGAUGACCUUGCCAAAAUGGUUGAUACUUCUGAUGAAUGGAUAGCAACUCGCACGGGAAUUCGUAAUCGACAUGUUCUUUCAGGUGAAGAGAGCUUAACAACCUUAGCUGCUGAAGCUUCUAGGGAAGCUCUUCUGAUGGCAAAGGUUGAUCCUGGUGAUGUUGACCUAGUAUUGAUGUGCACAUCUACCCCAGAGGAUCUUUUUGGAAGUGCUCCUCAGAUUCAAAGACAACUUGGCUGCCAAAAAGCAUUGGCUUAUGACAUCACUGCUGCAUGUAGUGGAUUUUUGCUGGGUUUAAUAUCAGCUGCUUGUCACAUCAGGGGGGGAGGAUUUCAGAAUGUUCUAAUAAUCGGGGCUGAUGGUCUUUCAAGAUUUGUUGACUGGUCGGACAGAGGGAGCUGUAUUCUAUUCGGGGAUGCUGCUGGUGCGGUACUAGUACAGGCCUGCAACAGUGAGGAAGAUGGUUUAUUCAGUUUUGAUGUGAAUAGUGAUGGCUCUGGUCAAAGGCAUUUGAAUGCUGCUUUAAAAGAAAAUGAAUCGAAUAAUGCGUUGGAUUCAAAUGGUUAUGUGUUAGGGUUUCCUCCCAAGCAGUCCUCCUAUUCGUGCAUUCAAAUGAAUGGCAAAGAAGUAUUCCGGUUUGCUGUGCGAUGUGUGCCACAGUCAAUUGAGUCAGCCCUUGAAAAGGCUGGUCUCUCUGCAUCUAGCAUCGAUUGGUUACUUCUCCAUCAGGCAAAUCAGAGGAUUAUUGAUGCAGUAGCGGCAAGGUUAGAAAUGCCGCCAGAGAGGGUGAUAUCGAACUUGGCAAAUUAUGGGAACACAAGUGCGGCUUCCAUACCACUGGCUUUAGAUGAAGCAGUUCGAAGUAGGAAAAUUAAGGUAGGUGAUACUAUAGCUGCUGCUGGCUUUGGUGCUGGUCUUACUUGGGGAUCAGCCAUUGUUCGAUGGGGCUGAGCGUCUUGACAGGUUCAAGAAUGUAGCAUUGAUCCCUACCUCAUGAGUCAUGACUAAGGGGCAAUUUGAAUCCAUGGUGAACGAGACACAUCCCAUUAUUACAAUGCGUAGCAAACCAGUCAAUUUGGAACCAGCAAGAAAGAUCAUUAGUAUUGCAUUUUUUUAACUAUUCACUUGCAUGGAAUUUUGUGUUAUUUUUUUUCUUUUAAUAAUUUAUUAUACCGUGUAAUAUGUUGGGGGCCCAUGCCUUUUUUUUAAUGAAAAG